AUGGUAAAGUUUUAUUAUAAAACUGUAAAUAAUUCAAAUCAUAAAUGCACUAUUCGUCUGUUAGAUGACACUGAAAUUUUAGAAUGCGAAUUCCAGUCUGAUCAUAAAGGACUUAACUUACUAAAUUACGUUUGCCAACAGCUUAAUAUUAUAGAAAAAGAUUAUUUUGGACUUCGAUUUGUUGACAUUGCCAAACAAAGGCACUGGCUCGAUCUCAAAAAACCUAUUUUAAAACAAGUAAGAGAAAUGAAUCCUGUAUUAUUCAGCUUUAGAGUUAAAUUUUAUCCUCCAAAUCCAGCUAAUUUAAGCGAAGAGACUACUAGGUAUUUUUUGUUUUUACAAUUAAAACGAGAUCUUUUACAUGGUAGAUUAUACUGCAGUCAAAAUGAAGCAGCUCUUUUAGCAGCAUAUAUUGUUCAAGCGGAACUUGGAGAUUAUGAUCCUGAAAUUUGUAUUGGGAAUUAUGUUUCAAAUAUAAAAUUACUUCUCAAGCAAACACUUCCGAUUGAAAAACAAAUAUUAGAAAUUCACCAAACACAACUCAAGGGUCAAUCUUCUUCUGCUGUAGAAUUAUUAUUUUUAAAAAAAGCAUGUCAGUUAGAAACAUAUGGUGUAGAUCCUCAUGUAGUUAAGGAUCACAAGGGAAAUACAUUAUAUGUUGGAAUUAAUCAUUUGGGUGUUCUUACCUUCCAAGGGAGUAAAAAAACAAGACAGUUUAAUUGGUCGGAAAUUCAAAAAAUCAAUUAUGAGGGAAAAAUGUUUAUAAUACAUUUAGUUUUUUACGAGAAAAAGCACACAGUGGGUUUUAGAUGUUCAACAACAUCCGGUUGCCGUUAUUUGUGGCGUUGUGCCGUUGAAAAAAUGCUUUUUUUCACAUUAAAAAAAGCUGCCGAUGCUCCCGUUAUGACCGGUGGAGGAUUUUUUUCUUGGGGUACAAAAUUUAAAUAUUUUGGCCGAACGGAAAAGGAAAUAUUACAGGAUACAUUAUUCAGAAAGAUAAAAGAACCAGAUGUGAGUCUUAAUGGGAAUUUGAUGAGGAAAUCGUGCAGCGUUCCAGCUACUCCCUGCACUCCUGCCGGUUCCGACUUGAGCGAAAUGAGGUGUAGGAGUUUGCCUAAGGCUGAUCAUUAUAUGUUCUAUUCGAAAUUACACCCAGAUUAUCCUCCGAUUUUUGGUGAUUGUCCGAAAAAUUCCCUGCCCUGCCUUCAAAUAGUUUCGACAAGCCAGGAUCACGAUUUAGGAAAAUCUAGGGUACAAGAUUUUAGAGAUUUGAAUGAGUGUGACGAUUACUAUUUUCGGGAUUCAUUCGAUCGUUCAUCAUGCGAUUCACAAUCACACACGAAUAAAACAACAACAAUAACAUCAUCUCAAAAAUGCAGCAGGAAUCAUUCUCCUCUACAUUCGGGUUCAGGUACAACACACGGGACAGGUAGUAAAAUUUUAAGUCCCAAACGAGAUGUCACACAUAAUCCUUUAUUACAAUUAUCCGACAAUCAUCAGGAUAUACAAAAUUCUAUUAAUACAAAAAACGAUAUAACAAAAUUUAAUUUAUUUCAAGUGUUCAUACCUUCUUUUUUAUUUGUUGUUAUUUCAUUGAUCACUGCCACAAUUAUUAUUAUGGAGUCUGAUUCUGAUCUUGUAAAAAAUGUUAAUAAUCUACCGGAAAUGAUAUCAUUAAGAAAACAUUAUUAUGAACCAAUGAAAAAUUUUUUUGCCAACAGAUUUUUAAAAUUUAUGUUUAAAAAAGAAGUUAAACAUUAA
Messenger RNA from Pediculus humanus corporis (human body louse), 1761 nucleotides. RefSeq names its product FERM domain-containing protein, putative. The record is from RefSeq and is a predicted model, not a curated record. The transcript has 10 exons. NCBI's taxonomy places the organism in Eukaryota, Metazoa, Arthropoda, Insecta, Psocodea, Pediculidae. Gene Ontology annotation, molecular function: cytoskeletal protein binding. Bases 1 to 1761 code for a protein of 586 amino acids. Gene Ontology annotation, cellular component: cytoskeleton.